Emys orbicularis (European pond turtle) is the source of this 1998-nucleotide messenger RNA. RefSeq names its product solute carrier family 24 member 1 (gene SLC24A1). The record is from RefSeq and is a predicted model, not a curated record. The transcript is spliced from 8 exons. Lineage: Eukaryota; Metazoa; Chordata; Testudines; Emydidae. Gene Ontology annotation, biological process: intracellular calcium ion homeostasis; calcium ion transmembrane transport. The coding region runs from base 1 to 1998 and encodes 665 amino acids. Gene Ontology annotation, cellular component: plasma membrane. Gene Ontology annotation, molecular function: calcium, potassium:sodium antiporter activity; calcium channel activity.
AUGCAGUUUGGUGACCAGGAGAAGUCUCCAUUGGCUCCAGGAACAUUGAUCAGAUUUGUGAGCAUUCGGGAAAUGCAUUUACCACUGAGGAGAAGGCUUCAGAGGAACCGGGUUCUUUUCCUAUUGGCCAUGGUGUUGGCUUUUUCCAUCUAUCAGUUUCUCUGUGGCCCUAAAAUUCGUUCAGCACCUUGGACAGCAUCUCAGCCUGAGGAUCAAGUGAAAGUGACCACCAGGGACCUUUCCAGCAACAAAGCCACUGCCGCGGACAAUGGAACAACAGCAUCCAAGAUAAGGCAUUGUGUAUAUGUGGACCCUACGCCAACCAUGCCCAUCACAUCAUCUGUGAAUGCAACCCCACCCCUAGGAAGUGUCAAUCUGACCCACCUGGAUGAAGAGGGAAGUUACCCAACACCCCCCUCCCAUGGAGAAUACCCUGAAGACCUUUUUAGCUUGGAGGAGCGCAGGAAAGGGUGGGUCAUACUUCACAUCUUUGGCAUGAUGUAUGUGUUUGUGGCCUUGGCCAUAGUGUGUGAUGAAUAUUUUGUCCCCGCCUUGGAUGUAAUCACGGAGAAGUUGCAGAUCUCCGAUGAUGUGGCAGGGGCCACCUUCAUGGCAGCAGGCGGAUCAGCACCAGAACUCUUCACCUCUCUCAUAGGUGUCUUCAUCUCACACAGCAACGUGGGCAUUGGCACCAUUGUAGGCUCGGCGGUGUUUAAUAUUCUUUUUGUCAUUGGCACCUGUGCCCUUUUCUCGAGGGAGAUACUCCACCUGACCUGGUGGCCCUUGUUUAGAGACGUCUCGUUCUACAUUCUAGACUUACUGAUGCUCAUCCUGUUUUUCUUAGACAGCUUCAUUGUUUGGUGGGAAAGCAUCCUUUUGUUGAGUGCCUACAUCCUCUAUGUGCUCACCAUGAAAUGGAACGUUCACUUAGAACAAUGGGUGAAGGAACAGGUGAACAAGACAAGAAAUACCGUGAAGGCAGCCGCUUCUGAAGACACAAAGAAGCAAGGCAAUGGGUCAGUUGCAAGGGAUGGAGCAAAGCACUCAGACGACAGCAAGAGACUGGAGCUCAUGCCAUCCUUACAGCGAGGAGGCAGCUCGGCCUCUCUGCACAACAGCCACAUGCGCACCACCAUUUUCCAGCUCAUGAUCCGCACCCUGGACCCCCUGGCCGAAGAGAACAAAGCGGAAGCAGAAUUAGCAACCACUGUUCAAGAAACGCCUGCCAGCGACUCCAACCUCAGUGUGGUGGAGGAUGAACACAAUGUGGACACACCACCUGGCGGGCAGCUCUCUCCGGAUAUAGAAGGCAGCAGCUCUGAGGAGGAGGAAGAUUGUGAUGAGGAGAGUGAGGAUGAAGAUGAGGAGGAAGAAAAUGACGAGCCGUUAUCCCUCGAAUGGCCAGAGACCCGGAGAAAACAAGCUCUUUACCUUUUCCUCCUGCCCGUUGUGUUCCCUCUCUGGCUCACAGUGCCCGACGUUAGGAACCCAAGGUCUAGAAACUUCUUUGCCAUCACAUUUCUAGGAGCCAUCAUCUGGAUUGCAGCAUUUUCCUACCUCAUGGUGUGGUGGGCACAUCAGGUUGGAGAAACAAUUGGGAUUUCGGAGGAAAUUAUGGGUUUAACAAUCCUGGCAGCAGGGACUUCAAUCCCUGACCUCAUCACAAGCGUUAUUGUUGCACGUAAAGGCCUGGGUGACAUGGCUGUCUCCAGCUCUGUGGGCAGCAACAUCUUUGACAUCACUGUUGGCUUGCCAGUUCCUUGGUUCCUUUAUUCCAUCUUCAAUGGACUCGGCUCAGUUGCUGUCAGUAGUAAUGGUUUGUUUUGUGCAAUUGUUCUGCUUUUUCUCAUGCUCUUGUUUGUGAUCAUCUCAAUUGCUCUAUCUAAAUGGAAAAUGAACAAACUAUUGGGGCUCACCAUGUUUGCUCUUUACUUUGUAUUUUUGAUUAUCAGUGUGAUGCUAGAAGAUAGAAUCAUAUCCUGCCCAAUAUCGGUAUGA